CGCGGCGGAGGUUUAAUUUCUUGUGCAGUCACCGUUUAGACAUUACCGCGCGCACCGCGUACGCACACGCACACACGCCCGCUCGCACACACGGUCGCACGCGUCUAUCGCGAACGGACGUUUCCCGCACAAACGGUUUUGCGCCGCCGCACUCGUCGCACGCGUCUGACAACCGAGCACAAUCGUACGCGAUCGAAUUUUUUUUCCCUCGAUCCGUUCCUCUAUUUGCUUCGACCACCGGACGAACAACGCUACGAGUCACCACUGGCCGUGUGCGAAAUCGCACUCGUGUCACGAUAAUCCAGGUAUGUAUUUCGUGUAUUUCGACCGGUGCUCAAAACUCAUGACUUGCACGAAAGCGAUGUCCUCCAGUUCUUAUUGGAAACACGAAGAAAGAUACAAUCCCGUAGUGGUUUUCUCUACUAACUUGAAAGUCCAGUGAGAAAAAAGAAACUUAAAUUCUUCGGGAGACGGGUAAAUAGGAAUUGUUUGAUCCUGAACCUCAUUCCCGAGGAAAUCAAAACGAAGAAACUAUUACAGAUAAACCAUUAAACCAAUAGGCUACGUUCCCUAUCUCAUGCGCAACAUCCACCACCCGGUCGGCUUGUUCUGAAAUGAUUUCCAGACGAAGACAACACUGAACGGGAUCACACGACUAUAGGGUACAUCAUAGCAGUGCUAUAUUAAAUUAUAUACGUACGCUGCAAUAGAAAGCUGUCGACAGCGAAGAAGAUUCACACAGAUCCCGCAGAAAUUGUGUAUUCGUAGAGCGCGAAAAAUGAGAUCCACCGAGAUGAACAAGCUUUCGCUGUGUUUGAUGCUGCUCGUAAAAGUGGCGAUCUUGGGAUUGGCUAAGGGUGACUCGUCGCCAGGGCCCGUGUACAUCAAUCCAGAUUUAGCCUACGAGAAACCGGAACCAGUUGCUUCGCAGGUGGUGCCGGCGGAUUCCCAAAUCACGCAAACCGUAUAUGGAUUUUUGGACUUCACCACAACGAUUGGUAACACUGUUAUGGUUUUCAUGCCGCAGAGCGCAUCCAUUACACCGGGCACUACGACGGCCGAAGAACCAUCUACCACCGAGACCACAGCUACGACUACAAUUGAAGAAAAACCGAUUAUUUCAAAAGGGCAGUUAGAAGCGUUGCCCAUCGAUAUUAGCCCGAGUAAACCAGUGAACUUACCGAACGAUUCACAAAUCGAAGAAAUAUUCACCACUCCGGAUGAACCGUUAACCACCACGAAAGAAGUGACCUCUGCAGAACCUACGACAACAUCGACAACUACUACUACGAAGGAACCGCCGACAACGAAAAACGUGGUCAAGAAAUUGGAACAGGAGAAAAAGGCAACUGGUGCUCCAGUGACGACGAAAAAGACCACUGCGAAGCCUACUACGCCAAUCCCUCCGAAACCGGUCGAAAACGCGAAAAAAGAAACAGUGAUCAGUUCAAAAGUUACAGUGUUGUCGGGUUCAAAAGUUGUAGAAAAUAUUGUCUCAAAGGUAGACGUCAUCGAAGACAGCACUCCGGAGCCCUCAAAAGUGACGGAGAAACUGAUUUUCAGUAAGGUGGAAGUGAUCUCUGGUGAACCGGUUGAAGAAGUUGCCGUCAAUAAUUUGCAACCGACACCGGAAUACGAUUAUCUUUCCCGGCAACCAUCUGAAGUUGUGGACGAGACGUUCAAAGUUAUUGACUUAAAACCCAGUGUGUCGAGGCACAGCAGCAACCAAAAGAAUCGUGGACCUGAUGGAAAGGUUCGCGCGUUUAAUUCGGUGGCAAAUUUCAACACCGACGAAGAGUCGAUUACGACAAACAAGGCGCCGAAAAAAGUAGCCGUAAAAAUAUUGCCAUCGUCGUCUGGUAUACGGAUACUGAAAACAGCAGCACCGAAAUCGUCAACCAGGUCACCGAAUGUGGAGCCCACACCUGUUUCCUCUGGAUUGGACGACGAGUCUUUGGAAUCCUUGGUGGUCUCUCAGCCCAACUCUGUGUUGGUCCGGCAAUCCAGAAGACCAGCGAUUGGUGGUGGAUUCGGUAAGAACAAGUCUACUCCAAAGAGCAAGGUAACUAAGGAGUCCGACGACUAUUCGACAACUGACGAGGAUCAAAACGACUUCACCUCUCCGCAACAGAGCGAACCGACAACACCGAGCUACAGGAAGGGAUCAAAAUUCUCAUCGAAAGGAACAACGACCACUACGCAGAGAGUUCCUAGCUUCAAACAAAACAGAUUUUAUAGACCGACUACCGCGGAACCCGAGACGGAUACAACCGAAGGCGUAGCAACGCAGAGGAGAUUCCAGCCUAGUGCCAAACGCUACGACAGCAACAACAACGGUGCGACUUCUGCGGCCGUGGUGACGCCUGCCAAUCGGAGAACGUUUAAGAAACACUUCCAGCAACAGGAGCAACAGCAACAGUCCUCCUAUCAGCAGCAGUCGAGCCCACAACCCGUGCCCACCGCUCCACUGACAUUCAAGUCCAAGCUCAUCCGGCCAACCGGCCGUUGGGAGUACAAAACUUCGCCGAAGCCUCGUGUCACCAUCCGUCGUAUCGACGAUAUCCGCCACAACCAGGAGAAUGCCACCACACCAUUGACACCACAUUUUCAUCCAGACGUGCAAGUCGAUUCCGGUGAUCAGGCGUUGGCGGGAUCAGGACUGUUGCCAGCCUUGCAACACGACGACGAUAACGACGUUCUUAUCCAAGACGUAACCCCUACCGCGAGUGCUGAAACCAUUCGGGUAGAAAUAUCUACACCCGCUGAGUUUAAAGAUGUCUACUACGAGAUAGCUACAAUUAAAUCGCCAUACUCAUUCCAAGUGGGUACGGUGAAAAACACCAGAUUUAUCACGGUCACGUCAACCAUUCAAAAGAGCCUGGUCGAGCAGACGGAGACGCCGGCGCCGGCCCGCGUAGAACCACUGUCGGAGAACAUACUGGCCAGCCAGUCGCCCAACCCGUACGGCCGGGAGCAGCCGAUCGAUUCGAGCGUGGCCACGCUGCCACCGAUCGCCCUGUCACCAGACCAGGCGACGCCGCCAUUGGAAACGAUGACCGAGAGUUUCAGUACGACGGAACUGAUGCUGAAGACGCACGUUUUGCCGGUGGUGCGUGGCACGGACACCAGUAGCGUGACGCUGAUCCAAUCGUAUCGAGUAACGCGGCUUGUGACGGCGGUUAAGACGUUGCCACCAAUGGAGGUGUACCAGUUCGUACCCAGCAAGACGCUGAACGAGUUCAACACACGACUGGACGAGGCCGGAUCGGAGCUGCACCUGGAGCUAGAGUACGGCGACAACAACGAUGAGGAGUCGUCGUCGCACCCGAACGCAGCCAAAGCGUUCCUCAAUAGCCUGGACCUGGCCAACGUAGGCUCGGACUUCGACGUGGUAUCGCAUAUGGACCAACAUCGGACCACUACCGGCGGUGGGCCGCGGUCGAAGAAGGCGCACCGGGCAACGGCCUCCGGCAAUGGGACGAACACUGCGGACCAGCAGCCCCUGCUGCCGCUGAUGGCCGCCAUGAGCCCUGAGCAGCUGCAACAGCUCGCCCUGUACCGUUUGCUCAAUCCUAACGCGCCCCUGCCCGCACCCGUCAUCACCACAUCCCGACCAGUUCUGCGCUUCGAGACCGUGUUUGAGACGCACGCCCUACCCGUGGUCAACGGUGGUUCCACCUACUACACAACACUGUCCAGGCCAGUGGGCACCGUGACCCGUACCGACUACGAAAUGUUCACGACCACGCUAGCCGUUCCCCAGCCUCAGCAGCAGUUGCUGCCUACCCCUCUAUUUCCCCAGCAGCCGUCCCUGUUCCCGCAACAGAUGCAGCCGUCCCUGUUCCCCCAGCAGCAGCAGCAGUUGCAACCAUCUCUGUUCCCCCAGCAGCAGCAGUUGCAACCGUCCCUGUUCCCGCAGCAGCAGCCAUCGUUCGCCAUCACGUCCACGCCCGUCGUCACACAAUCCAUGGUCACGCAGACUGACAGCAGGGUCCUAAAGCUUACGUUCGGUGCCAAGACCGCGUAUACUACGAUCUACUCUAGCUCCGUAGUGCCCACCCAGGUCACGUCGUACAUCACGCAGUCCGUAGCAGUGCAGCCCACCGUCGCGCCGUUUCCCAACUUCAUACCGUAUGGCGGCUACCCGUUCCUGGGCUAAUAGGCCCUCCGGUCGUCGGUCGCCGUCGUCGCCCGCGUGCCAUUUAUUAUUAAACCUUUCGUUCUUGCGUCUAAACAAAUAAUUUUAACUAUAAUUAUUAUUAUUAUUAUUAUUAAUUUUAAUACUGUUGUAUAGCCAUAGACUUGUACAUAAUAUUAUAUAAUGUAAAAAACUCGCUCAAAUAUCGUAUAAAACGUUCGGUGGGAGCAUUAUUACUGUAAUGAUUAUUAUUAUUAUUAUUAUUAUUAUUAUUAUUAUUAUUAUUAUUAUUAAUCUUAUUAUUAUUAUUAUUAUUAUUAUCAUUAUUAUUAAUUUUAGUAUGUAAAUAGUGUCUUUUCAUCAGGACGGACCGGUCGGACAAUACUAUCUCGUGUACAAUGUAGUAUAGGAUUUGUUUCACUGGGCGCAUCCGUUGAGAUUGUUUUUAUACGUAGGUAUAUGUUUUCUGGUAAUUUUACUUAUAGAAUCUGCUCCCGACGUGUACUGAUUGCACGACACAAACGUUGUUGUCCAAAGGCAAAACUCGAUUCCGCGAUCACAACGCGUGUUGAAUCGUCGCAGCGGCAUAGUAGUAUUGCGUCGACCAUAAAUCCGCGUUCUUUUCGCGCUCUCGGUACACGUUAUUAGAAUAUCGUAUCGCAGGAAAUCUAAAAGGAAAACAGUAACAGUUGAUGCUAAGUACUGGUGCAGCUCUUGCGGCAAUAAUUAUUAUUAUACUGUAGCAUAUCAUAAAUGAUUUUUUCGCCUUAUCACGUCGUGCAUUGCCGUCGAACGUUGCCGCUCGUUCGUUCAUUUAUUACCCGACCCUAGAAUCAAACUUUGAAAGUCGGCCAAAAGUUCACGGUGUAUCUUCUACCCGGCGCUUCGUUUGCUACGAUUCUGACCCACGCCGACUACUCCUCAACCCUUCUACCCUCCGCUCAUCGGGUUAAAUAACAACAAAUCUGGAUGCAAGUCGUGAUUAAUUACUUUUUUCCGAUACAAAACGAUUUCCGAAAAGAGAGCGAGGUGCCAAAUACUAUAUUAUAAGAAGUCUAAAA
This is a messenger RNA of Sipha flava (yellow sugarcane aphid), 5199 nucleotides long. RefSeq names its product proteoglycan 4. The coding region runs from base 779 to 4159 and encodes 1126 amino acids. Lineage: Eukaryota; Metazoa; Arthropoda; Insecta; Hemiptera; Aphididae. The transcript is spliced from 7 exons. The record is from RefSeq and is a predicted model, not a curated record.